CCAACCUUCCAGUCCGUCCUGCGCGAAUCGAGAGUGAAGUCCGCGACCCCCGCCAGAAACUUGACAACGCGUAUCCCAAGGUGUCGACGCGACGCUGUGUAUUUCCGAGAGAGCGAACCGCGACGCCGACGCUCACUUUCCCUUUUCGCCAUCUCGUGCGCGCGAGGAAAGCGCGACCGCAACCCACGCCCACGACCCUUCCAUCCAACCACAGCCCGAGUCAUCAACGCCGGCCAUCACCAACGAUCCCCCAUCAAGCUUGACUCGACUCAACGCCAACCACGCAUCGAUCUGCUCGCCGUCGACGCCGCGACCACCGUAGUCGCUGAAUUGGCCUCCCGGAACAAGUGACCGAACUCCAACACGGCUUUGCGCGACAGCCCGUCACCAUGGCUUCCAUCCAGCAACAACAGCCGGGCAUGAACAUGAACGCCCAGCAGAACCACCCUCAGUUGACAAAGGAAUAUCUGCAACAAACCUACCAGCUCUAUGCGCAAGCCAAGCAGCAAGGUGUCCCCGACACCGACCCGGACCAGGCCAAGCGCGGCAAGAUACUUCAGUUUGCUCGUCAGAGAUCAGAGAUGGCAAAGAGACAGAUGCAGAUGCGCCAACAGCAGAUGCAACAGGUCCGCCAGCAGCAGGCACAGGUGCAACCACAACAGCAGAACGGCCAGCUCCCUCAGGACAACCUGAAUGGAACCAUCAACGGUGCUGCUAUGCAGUCUGCCAAUGGCGCUGCUCAACAAGCCACACCACAGCCAUCCUCGUCGAGUGCGUCGAAGGAGGCACUCCUGUCUACUGACCAGCAGGCCACUUUGCGCCAACAGCUGUCCGCCUUCAACUACCUGCAAAAGAACAUGCCCAUUCCUCAGAACAUCCAAGAGUCCCUAUUCCAAUCGCAAAAGGCCGCUGCCGACCCUUCAAAACCCGCUACACCUGCCGCUCAGGCUUCCAGCAGAACCCACCGCUUCCAAUCCUUCAAGGACCCGCACAGCCUCAUACCCAAUGCCAUCUCCUACCUCGACCACACCCGCCGCGAUAAUCGCCAAAUUGUCCCCAGUAUUAUGCCAUUGGGAAUCGACGUUGACAGGGCACGUGAAGAGAGGGAGACUAUUCUGUACAACCGUAUUAUGGCUCGUAAGAAUGAGUUGGACAAGCUUCCUGCCAACAUAGGCUCUUGGGAUACAACUUCGUCAACCACCCCUAUUGACAAUGGCAAAUUGAAACUGAAGGCACUUAUCGAGCACAAGAAAUUGAACCUGCUUCCUAAGCAGCGCGCCAUGAGAGCAGUUGUCAGCCGCGAGAUGAUGCAAUCGGACAAUCUCGCCAUGACAGCGAACCGCGCCUUGUAUCGUCGUGUUAAGAAACAGUCGCUUCGCGAGGCUCGCAUCACCGAGAAGCUCGAGAAGCAACAGCAGGACGCUCACGAGUCCAAGGAGAAGAAGAAGCACAACGAUUUCCUCCGAUCCGUACUGUCUCAUGGCCAAGACGUCAAGACGUCUGCCGCCAACCAGCGCACAAGAAUCCAAAAGCUGGGUCGUCUCAUGCAAACCACUCACUCCAACAUCGAAAAGGAAGAACAAAAGCGCAUCGAAAGAACCGCAAAGCAACGUCUUCAGGCUCUCAAGGCCAACGACGAAGAGACCUACCUCAAGCUUUUGGGCCAGGCCAAGGACAGCCGUAUUUCUCACUUGCUCAAACAGACCGAUGGGUUCCUCGAUCAACUCGCCGCUUCCGUCAAGGAACAACAACGUGGCGCUGCUCGCAGAUAUGGAAUUGUCGAAGAAGAAGAGGAAGAAGAGGAGGUUGUCGCCGAAGAGGAAGAUGGCGAGAGCAAGUCGAGAAAGGUCGAUUACUAUGAAGUCGCCCACAAGAUCAAGGAGGAAGUCACACAGCAGGCUAACAUGCUUGUUGGUGGCACCCUCAAGGAGUAUCAGAUCAAGGGUCUCCAGUGGAUGAUCUCGCUUUACAACAACAACCUCAACGGUAUUCUUGCUGAUGAGAUGGGUUUGGGCAAGACUAUUCAGACCAUCAGUUUGAUCACCUACCUCAUUGAGAAGAAGCGUCAACCAGGCCCCUACUUGGUCAUUGUGCCUUUGAGUACUCUGACCAACUGGAACAAUGAAUUCGACAAGUGGGCGCCUACUGUCUCAAAGAUUGUCUACAAGGGACCGCCCGCCCAAAGAAAGACCCACCAGAACCAAAUCCGAUACGGCAACUUCCAAGUUUUGCUUACUACCUACGAGUUCAUUAUCAAGGACAGGCCUGUACUCAGCAAGAUCAAGUGGUUACACAUGAUUGUUGACGAAGGUCACCGCAUGAAGAACGCCAACUCGAAGCUCAGCAGUACCAUUACCCAGUACUACACAACCCGUUACCGUCUCAUUCUCACUGGUACUCCUCUCCAAAACAGUCUUCCCGAACUGUGGGCCUUGCUCAACUUCGUCCUUCCCACGAUCUUCAAGUCGGUCAAAUCGUUCGAUGAGUGGUUCAACACUCCUUUCGCCAAUACGGGCGGACAGGACAAGAUGGAACUGUCAGAAGAAGAGCAACUGCUUGUCAUUCGUCGUCUUCACAAGGUUCUUCGACCUUUCCUUCUGCGCCGUCUGAAGAAGGAUGUCGAGAAGGACUUGCCCGACAAGCAAGAGCGUGUCAUCAAGUGCAACUUCUCAGCGCUCCAAGCCAAGUUAUACAAGCAGCUUGUCAGCCACAACAGACUCAUGGUCAGCGAUGGCAAGGGUGGGAAGACUGGCCUGCGCGGUCUCAGCAACAUGCUCAUGCAGUUGAGAAAAUUGUGCAACCACCCUUUCGUUUUCGAAGAAGUCGAAGACCAGAUCAACCCUGGGAGAGGAACCAACGACACACUCUGGCGUACUGCUGGCAAGUUCGAGCUUCUAGACAGAAUUUUGCCAAAGUUUGAAAAGUCCGGCCAUCGUGUUUUGAUGUUCUUCCAAAUGACACAGAUCAUGAACAUCAUGGAGGACUUUUUGCGCUUGCGUGGUCUCAAGUACCUGCGUCUGGACGGCUCGACAAAGGCUGAUGACCGUAGUGAGCUCCUCAGAAUCUUCAACGCACCUAACUCGCCAUACUUCUGUUUCCUGCUCUCGACUCGCGCAGGUGGUCUUGGUCUGAACUUGCAGACAGCCGAUACCGUUAUUAUCUACGAUUCCGAUUGGAACCCUCAUCAGGAUCUUCAGGCUCAGGAUCGCGCUCAUCGUAUUGGUCAGAAGAAUGAGGUCCGAAUUCUUCGUCUCAUCAGUUCCAACUCGGUCGAAGAGAAGAUUCUCGAACGUGCCAAUUACAAGCUUGAUAUGGAUGGCAAAGUCAUUCAAGCUGGUAAGUUCGACAACCGAUCAACCAACGAAGAACGUGAUGAGAUGCUUCGUGUUAUGCUGGAGUCUGCCGAAGCAGCUGAGGCAUUCGAGCAAGACGAAAUGGAUGACGAUGACUUGAACAUGAUCAUGAUGCGCUCCGACGACGAGUUGACGCUCUUCCAACAAAUGGACCGCGAUCGCUACAGAGACCAGAAGUACGGUCCUGGUAAGAAGUACCCUCGCCUUAUGUGCGAGCAAGAGCUUCCGGAUAUUUACGUGAGCGAAGACAACCCGAUCGAGGAGAUUGUCGAGGUCGCUAUGGGCCGUGGCAAUCGUGAGCGUGCCAAGGUCAAGUAUGACGACGGCCUCACCGAAGAACAGUGGCUCGAAGCUGUCGAUAACUCCGAUGACGACAUUGAAUCUGCUGUUGCCCGCAAGCAAGCUCGUAUCAGCAGACGUGCUGGCAACAAGGAGAAGAGAGGCCAAGAGGGAUCGGAGGAUACACCACCGCCAGACUCUCGCGCCAGCUCAGAAUCUCCUCAACCGAAGAAGCGUGGUCGCAAGCCCAAGCCAGAGACGAUCCAGAAACGCAAGGCCGAGGAAGAAGUUGAAACACCUCAACCGAGAAAGCGUGGCCGUCAAGCCAAGGUGCCCGAUCUCCUCCCACCGACAGAACGUGAGCACUUGCAAUCAGUACUCGAUACUGUCCACGACACCCUCAUGGAUCUGGAAGAAGUAUCGGCAGACCCCGACCUGCAGAACAGAGGGAUCAUUGAUCCUUUCAUCGAGUUGCCUCCUCAGAAGCACUACCCUGAUUACUACCAACUAAUCCGCACUCCCAUCUGCAUGGAUCAAAUCCAGAAGAAGAUCAACAAGAAGCAGUACCAAAACUUGCGCCAAUUCCGACAGGACAUCAAGCAACUGUGCGAUAACUGCAGAACCUACAACGAGGACGGUAGUGUACUGUUCCAAGAUGCAAACUUGAUCGAGGAAACCGCUGUCAAGAAGCUCGCUGAAGAGACCGCCAAGUACCCCGAAUUUGCCGACUGGGAGACCGAGACGGGCAACACACGUCCAGCCUCAAGUGCCGGCACUCCUCAACCACGCGUCAAGCUGAGCCUCGGCGGACGCAAGAGCCGCGGAGGCACCGAGUCAAUGGCCCAGAGCGACGAUGAAGAAGAAGAGUAGAGCCCUUUCUAAGCAUUUUCACUGGUGUGGUGUUUUUGAUUCUUUUCGAUUCUGUCAGAUUAUUUUUGGGUGGAGGUGGAGUAUGGGAAGAGAGAAACAGCAAAGAAGAAUACGGAGCUAUGAUUACUGAAGGCCAAAUGUGUGUUUUCAUUUCUGGGAGGGGAAGGCAUUUGACUACAAGGGAAGGUCUGAUUUACAAGUCUCCCUCCUUUCUUUUCUAGUCUUGGGCUAUAGGAGUUCUUUUCUCUGACAGACAUGCAAUUGUUAACAAUACAUUCCAGUUGCUACAUGAGCUAUCUCCUUGCCAUGUGUGUGACCGACUUGCUGUCUUUGUUUGGUAUUCCUCCUUGAUUUUCCAUCUAUGCCGGGGCUUCAUGCUCGGUACCUUUUCUCAACUUGUAUAUGUCGUCGUCGCCUCAUCUCAGCGGUCAUCGUGUCAUGUUUGGUGCAAUGCCUCUUG
This is a messenger RNA of Aureobasidium pullulans EXF-150, 4962 nucleotides long. RefSeq lists its product as uncharacterized. The record is from RefSeq and is a predicted model, not a curated record. The transcript is spliced from 3 exons. Gene Ontology annotation, biological process: positive regulation of transcription by RNA polymerase II. Lineage: Eukaryota; Fungi; Ascomycota; Dothideomycetes; Dothideales; Saccotheciaceae. Gene Ontology annotation, cellular component: nucleus. Bases 390 to 4502 code for a protein of 1370 amino acids. Gene Ontology annotation, molecular function: ATP-dependent chromatin remodeler activity; DNA binding; histone binding.